GUCAUGCAGACUUCACGUGACAUGGUGGCAUACAUUGAUCCGCACUGAACCGAGCUCUGUCUCUCCUUUUCAUCUUGUGUCGCACUUUCCUCUCGUCCUUCCCUCUCCUGUCUUCCUCAUUUCAUCUUUUCCUUCUCCGUGAAGAAGAGGCAGUCCGUCAAAAUGGUGUUGAUGACGGAAUACCAGUUCAAUAUAGAUAGCGGAUAUUUAGAAGGCCUCGUGCGAGGAUUCAAGAAUGGUAUCCUUACUCGAGCUGAUUACCUCAAUCUGGUGCAGUGCGAAACCCUGGAAGAUUUGAAGCUUCAUCUCCAGAGCACAGAUUAUGGGAACUUUCUGGCCAACGAACCGGGUUCAUUGGCUGUGGCCACGAUCGACGACAAGCUGAGAGAGAAAUUGGUGAUAGAAUUCCAACACAUGCGACAUAUGUCUUACGAGCCCCUGUCCACCUUCCUGGAUUUCAUCACCUACAGUUACAUGAUCGACAACAUCAUCCUCCUCAUCACCGGCACCCUUCAUCAGCGCCCCAUCUCGGAGCUCAUCCCGAAAUGCCACCCCCUGGGAAGCUUUGAGCAGAUGGAGGCUAUUCAUGUCGCUUCCACACCGGCCGAGCUCUACAAUGCAGUCCUGGUCGACACUCCCCUGGCCCCCUUCUUCGUCGACUGCAUCUCGGAGAAAGACCUGGACGAGAUGAACAUCGAGAUCAUCCGAAACACACUCUACAAGGCAUUUUUGGAGGCAUUCUACAAGUUCUGCGAGGACCUGGGGGGAGCGACGGCAGAUACCAUGUGCAAAAUUCUGGCCUUUGAAGCAGAUAGGAGAGCUUUCAUCAUCACCAUCAAUUCCUUCGGAACGGAGCUGACGAAGGACGACCGUGCCAAGCUGUACCCAAGGUGUGGUCUCCUCUAUCCAGACGGAUUGGCCAUGCUGGCUCGUGCCGAUGACUACGAACAGGUCAAGUCUGUGGCUGGCUAUUACUCUGAGUACUCGGUGCUCUUUGAGGGCGCAGGGAACAAUCCUGGAGAGAAGACACUGGAAGACAAGUUCUUCGAGCAUGAGGUCGAGCUCAACAUGCUUGCUUUCAUGCAGCAGUUCCACUAUGGAAUCUUCUAUUCCUAUCUCCGCCUGAAGGAGCAGGAGUGCCGCAACAUUGUCUGGAUUGCGGAAUGCGUCGCCCAGAAACACAAGGCCAAGAUUGAUAACUACAUUCCUAUCAUGUAAAGAUUUGGGCCAGGAGCCACACAUUGCUGCAUUCCAUUCAUGUGUAGUUUCAUGCAUCAUUCAUCAUUUUAAAUGAUAUCAAUGGUCUUUCUUUGGAAAUCAUGAGGAAGAAUACGUUCUUCUUGCUGUUGGUGGAGUUUGGCAUUCUGUGAGAGGUGGUAGUCCCAUCUAGUGUAAUUCCCAUCUCCCCCUCAUAUAUUUUAUUGAUUUUAUGCCCAACUCCCUGAUGUCGAUAUAUAUGUGAAUCCCUCAGAAGAUUCUAAAUAAAUGUACCACAUGCAGGUCCCCAUCACAUGGCUUGUGCAUUCUCCACCCAUUAGAUUGAGAGUUAUAAUUUGCCUUUAAUAUAUUUUGUUCAUGCCUAAGCUAUGGCAGUGGUUUUUUUAAGCUGGCUGAUACUGUGACUCGCACCUACAUUUGAAAUAUUUAAGUAGAGC
This is a messenger RNA of Darwinula stevensoni, 1655 nucleotides long. Lineage: Eukaryota; Metazoa; Arthropoda; Ostracoda; Podocopida; Darwinulidae. The record is from the annotation of a GenBank genome assembly.